CAGGGAGAGACCGCCUACCCCCGGCCAAGGGCUCGCUAGCCAUGAGGCGGGGCUCCCAGACCCGGCGGGGCGUGGCCAGACCAUGGCGACCGCGGAGCCCAGCGGGCACGCGGCGCGAGCGUCUAGUCCUGGACCUCGGCCUGGCGGGGCCGCAGACCGCGCGGCGGGAGCUGCGGGGCCGCCCUGCGGGCGAAGCUGCAGCAGAGUCCCCCGGCUGGGGGAGCGGACCCCGGCGGCUGUGGAGAAGCGGGGGCCGUACAUGGUGACGCGAGCGCCUUCCAUUCAGGCCAAGCUGCAGAAGCACCGGGACCUGGCCAAGGCCGUUCUGCGGAGAAAAGGCAUGCUGGGGGCCUCACCGAAGCGCCCUGACUCUUCAGGGAAAAGGUCAGUGAAGUUUAACAAGGGCUAUACUGCCCUUAGUCAGAGUCCAGAUGAAAACCUGGUGUCCCUCGACUCUGACAGUGAUGGGGAGCUGGAAUCCAGAUACUCUUCCGGGUAUUCCUCUGCAGAGGUGAACCAAGAUGUGAGCCGGCAGCUGCUCCAGGAUGGGUAUCACCUAGAUGAGAUUCCAGAUGAUGAGGACUUGGAUCUCAUUCCCCCCAAGCCUAUGGCCUCCUCAACGUGCUCCUGCUGCUGGUGCUGUCUUGGGGACUCUUCCUCCUGUACCCUCCAGUAGACAUAACCCUCUAAGAUGGGCUCUGCUGGCAUAGCAAGCAGGGCCCUGUUGGCCAUUAUUCAUAGUUCACAGAGAGCAGUGGGAACUACAGUCAGCCCCAGAACUACUGAAGGCACUGACCCUCUGGGAAGGUCAGUGACCUGCAGUUACCUGGUGCUUCUCAGGCCAGAGGCCUCCAUCUGGGCCACAGGGUAAUAGGUGGCAUUCUGCAAUUCUCCUCUGCUAUUGGAGCAGAGUUUGGAGAAACCACUUUAAUAAGGGCAAGAACAGAAGAAUUCUGGUUCUUAUGGUGAGUGACAAAGUUGGCUAAGAAAAACACUUGCAGACUUCUUGACUGGUAUUUGUCAUCAUGCUCUAGGGAGGGAAAAAGAGAGCUUUUGUGCCCAGGCUCUGCUGGAUCAUGUUAUAUGGAGGCAGAAAAUAGCAUUUUAUGGCUUGCAACUGGGACUCGUUGAAAGAGAAUUCAACUCUUGGGGACCAGUUCAAGAAAGUCCAUGUGUUCUCCUCUUCCUAGCUCCAAGAUGGGUUACGUGUUUGACCUUCAAGAGAGCAUAAAGCAGGGCCCUUUGGCCCUCAUCUGGUUGUGCCUGUCCAUGGCAGGGAGUACAGCAGGUUGCUUGAUGGUACAGCAGGAUCAAGGCUUCCAGAAUCACUGGCCUCAGGGUAUCCUGGUCCAACUGUCUGGGUGGGUUUAGUGACUCUGGUCAUCCCAUCUCUAGUUAGAGAAGAACUGCUCCACUAUGUACCUGUUUGUCUUGCCUUGGUCACCAUUCUUUGCCUUGGUGUUAGCUAGUUUCUCCACCCAGUCUUGGAGCUAAAGCUUGGGUGAAGGGACUGGAGCUUGCCCCAGAAGCCUGCAGUUUUUGAUUACCAGUAGAGGGAGCUGCAGGGAGCAGUCAGGUGCCUUCCUGUUUGUUUAGCUUUUUAAACUUGAGAAGUAGCAACGGAUGAGAAGUGUACUGGCACAGUUAUGUGGGUUUUGAUAUAGACAGAAGCUCUGAGACAGGACAGGGAGGAGGGACCUGUGCCAGCUCCCAAGUCCCCUGCCUGAGGAGAUAAUUUGCCAUUGUAGAGGGCCUCCCUUCACCCCAGUGUGGGCCAUUCUAUUGGGUCCAGCCCUCCAGAUUCCUCUGACCACUGCAUGGGCCUUGCAGUGGAUACUCAGGAUUGGGCUUUACAGUAAACUUCUG
Ceratotherium simum simum (southern white rhinoceros) is the source of this 1866-nucleotide messenger RNA. RefSeq names its product family with sequence similarity 219 member B (gene FAM219B). The record is from RefSeq and is a predicted model, not a curated record. Lineage: Eukaryota; Metazoa; Chordata; Mammalia; Perissodactyla; Rhinocerotidae.